Messenger RNA from Impatiens glandulifera, 1168 nucleotides. Its product is annotated as probable galacturonosyltransferase-like 10. The record is from RefSeq and is a predicted model, not a curated record. The coding region runs from base 38 to 1072 and encodes 344 amino acids. The transcript has a single exon. Gene Ontology annotation, cellular component: Golgi apparatus. NCBI's taxonomy places the organism in Eukaryota, Viridiplantae, Streptophyta, Magnoliopsida, Ericales, Balsaminaceae. Gene Ontology annotation, molecular function: glycosyltransferase activity.
AUCUGUUUGUGUUUCCUCUCUCACUUGUAAUAAUAACAUGCUUAUUCUGAAAUGGGUUUUCGUCUGUUUAUCUAUUUCUCUCUUCUCCCCAACUUUAGCAAUCCGAUCAUUUUCAAAUCUAGUGAAAGAAAACGGGUUCUUUGAAGCUCCGGCUUACCAAAAUGCAGAAAACGGUUGUCCCCCAAUAUCAUCUCUCACUCACAUAGCCAUGACUAUUGAUUCUGAGUAUUUAAGAGGAUCAAUGGCAGCUGUUCAUUCUCUUCUAAAGCAUACUUCUUGCCCAGAAAACCUUUAUUUCCAUUUCAUUGCAGCCGAAUCCAAAAACCCAUCUCCACAAGACUUGGCUCAGAUCUUGAGAUCUUCAUUCCCUUCUUUGCCUUUCAAAGUCUACCCUUUUAACCAAGGACUCGUCAAAGACUUAAUCACUCCUUCAAUCCGACAAGCUCUUGAAAACCCAUUGAACUACGCCAGAACAUACAUAGCCGACAUUCUUGAUUCCUCAGUCCAUCGAGUUAUCUACUUAGAUUCCGAUGUUAUUGUCGUCGACGAUAUUCAGAAGCUUUGGGCUGUUGAAUUAACCGGGUCCAGAGCUAUAGGGGCACCGGAGUACUGUCACGUGGACAUUGGACGGUAUUUCACUGACGAAUUCUGGUCUGACCAAGAACUCUCCCAGGUCUUAAAUGGCGGCAACGAGAAUAAUAAUAAGAAGAAGGGUUGUUACUUCAACACAGGAGUGAUGGUGAUGGAUUUAGAGAGAUGGAGAGAAGGGAAUUACAGGUUGAGAAUAGAGAAAUGGAUGGAGAUUCAAAGAGAGAGGAGGAUUUAUAGUUUGGGUUCUUUACCGCCAUUCUUGCUGGUGUUCGCCGGAGAAGUUGAGGCCAUUGGUCAUCAGUGGAAUCAGCAUGGGCUUGGUGGGGAUAAUUUGGUAAAUAGCUGUAGGUCUUUGCAUCCUGGUCCGAUCAGUCUUCUUCACUGGAGCGGGAAAGGGAAGCCAUGGGUGAGACUAGACCGUGGGGAACCUUGCCCAAUCGAUCAUCUAUGGGCUCCUUAUGAUCUCUAUAAACAGAGAUGACAUUUUUGUCCAUAUGAUUCAUUAUUCAUUCAUUUGUAACAGAGAUUUUGUAUAGAAACAGAGUAAUAAAGAGACAAUCAAAUUCUUAUUGAAAUU